Molecule: messenger RNA, 1963 nt
Organism: Phodopus roborovskii (desert hamster)
Lineage: Eukaryota; Metazoa; Chordata; Mammalia; Rodentia; Cricetidae
Product: protocadherin beta-14-like
Biological process (GO): homophilic cell-cell adhesion
Cellular component (GO): plasma membrane
Molecular function (GO): calcium ion binding
Source: RefSeq, a predicted model, not a curated record
AUUCACCUACAGAGCUGCCAAGGGAUUUUCAAUAGAAAAAUCGGAUCUUCGUCUCUCCAAAUUGGGACCAAAUUUAAUUUUGGAACAAAGGAGGUCAACUGCAGGAACUAUGGGAACUAGAAGGACGCUCAUUCUGUGGAAAAGGCAAGUCUUGGUUUUCUUUGUUUUGCUGGGAUUGUCUUGGGCGAGUACCGACUCUUUGCACUAUUCUGUAGAGGAGGAAACAGAAGCUGGCUCUUUUGUGGCUAAUCUGGCAAGGGAUCUGGGCCUGGGGGUUGCGGAGCUGUCCUCCAGGGAGGCCAGAGUAGUGUCAGAUGAUAAUAAAAAGCAUUUACACCUUGAUUUGCUGACCGGAGAUAUGCUCUUGAGUGAGAGACUGGACCGGGAAGAGCUGUGUGGCUCCACCCAGCCCUGCAUGAUGCCUUUUCAGGUGGUACUGGAAAACCCUCUACAGUUUUAUCGAGCUGAGCUGCAUGUCAGAGAUAUAAAUGAUCACCCCCCCAAGUUCCUGGAUAAGGAAAUAACUAUUAAAAUACCAGAAAGUGCAACUAUUGGAUCCACAUUCUUAAUGGAGAAUGCACAAGAUCUGGACAUAGGAAGCAACAGUCUACAGGACUACAGCAUUGGCCCCAAUUCUCAUUUCUAUGUUAAAAGUCAUGAUAAUGGUAAUGGAAAGAUAUAUCCGGAGCUGGUUCUAGACAGAGCUUUAGACCAUGAGGAGGAAUCUGAGCUUAGAUUGACACUUACAGCACUGGAUGGUGGGUCUCCACCCAGGUCUGGGACAACAUCCAUUCUCAUAAAGGUAUUGGAUAUCAAUGAUAAUGUUCCUGAGUUUGCCGAGAGUUUAUAUGAGGUUCAGGUCCCAGAAGACAUGCCCAUUGGUUCCAGUAUUAUUGCCAUCUCUGCUAAAGAUUUAGAUUCAGGAAAUUAUGGGACAAUAUCAUAUUCAUUUUUGCAUACAUCAGAAGUUAUUAGAAAAACCUUCGACAUCAACCCAGCAUCUGGGGAAGUCAACCUGAGGUCAUUACUGGAUUUUGAAGUAAUACAAUCCUAUUCUGUAAAUAUCCAAGCAACAGAUGGUGGAGGUCUUUCAGCAAAAUGCACUCUUUUAGUCAAAGUAUUAGAUAUUAAUGACAAUGCUCCAGAAGUGACCAUGUCAUCAAUUACAAAGACAAUUCCAGAGAAUGCUUCCGAGACCCUGGUCGCUCUUUUCAGUGUCCGAGAUCAAGACUCUGGGGACAAUGGAAAAAUUCUUUGCUCUAUUGAGGAUGACCUUCCAUUCAUCCUGAAACCCACCUUCAAGAACUUUUUCACUCUACUUACUGAAAAAGCACUGGACAGAGAGAGCAGAGCUGAGUACAACAUCACCAUCACAGUCACCGACAUGGGCACACCCAGGCUCACAACCCAGUACACCAUAACAGUGCAGGUGUCUGAUGUCAACGACAACGCCCCCGCCUUCACACAAACCUCCUACACCCUGUUUGUCGAGGAGAACAACAGUCCUGCCCUGCACAUAGGCACCAUCAGUGCCAUAGACUCAGACUCAGGCUCCAAUGCCCACAUCACCUACUCGCUGCUGUCCACCCACGACCGGCAGCUGGCCCUCUCCUCUCUCAUUUCCAUCAAUGCUGACAACGGGCAGCUGUUCACGCUCAGAGCUCUGGACUAUGAGGCCCUACAGACUUUCGAGUUCCGCGUGGGAGCCACAGACCAAGGUUCGCCUGCACUCAGCAGCCAAGCGCUGGUGCGCGUGCUCGUGCUGGACGCCAAUGACAAUGCGCCCUUCGUGCUCUACCCUCUGCAGAAUGCCUCUGCUCCCUGCACUGAGCUGCUGCCCAGGGCGUGGAUCGCGACUCUGGCCAGAAUGCCUGGCUGUCCUUCCAGCUGCUCAAGGCCACGGAGCCAGGGCUGUUCAGUGUGUGGGCUCACAAUGGUGAGGUGCACACCUCCAGGCUGCUGA